AUAAAACACUCUAGAGGAUGAAAGAAUUUUCCAACGUGAUAGAAUCUGUAAAUAUAAUGACUAACAAUCCACUUGCUUCGCUCUUGAAAGUCAUUCUCAUAUCAGUCAUCCUCUUCUACGGUGCUACCUUCGCCAGACAACAAGACGGUCUCCCAAAGAGUUAUAUUUAUUUCUUAGGAUCGAUGUAUGUGCUCAGCUUAAUCAUAUACAUUAGGGAUCGAAGAAAUUCAUUAAAUUAAUUACAAUCAUUCUUAUCAUACUUAUUCAAGAAUCCUUGUUGGAUCUUUGAAGCAGCUGUCGUCAAUCCAAUCAAAGGCUUGAGUAUGGCAAUUGGAACUGCCUUUAUAAUUGGCUUAUUUUUCUCUCCUUUUUCAAAUACCUCCAUCGGAACUUCAAUGUAUAUUAGAUCAAUCAGAUAGCAUAGGCAGAACAAACUCACCUGCUAAUAUAGUUUGCGCGGCUUCAUUUAAAUUAUUGUUUAACGAUUUAUAUGCACUCUCCAUUCCUUGCCGCAAUGUCAUAGGUUCGCUAACUUCAUCUACUGUUUCCAUCGUUAACUUAUCCUCCGACGAUUUACCGGCUAAAAUACUCUCUGCAUGCUCCAGCACGACUUGUGUACCGUUGGUAAGCCUUGCUCCCAUUCGCAAAGCUUCCAUACCAGCGUUCCUUGCGAAAGCUGAUCCACCUUUCUGCAAACCCCUAAUUAUUCGCUUAUCAUGUUUAUAUUGCUCUAUUGGAAGAAGAACAAGGUCUGCGAACCCACUUCCAACAUUAACUAAGGACCUGAUUGGUGCAACACCUGAGACGACGUCAGACAACUGGUUAGCUUUGACAUCGGGCGUCCACGUGUCCUGCAGUAUCUCAAACAGUUUCGACCAUCCCGUUAUCUAGCAUCUUUGUUAGCAAGUAGUCUACACAACUUAUAUAUUGUUGAACUCACCCCAGUGAUCAUCAUCUUGCGUAAAAUUAUCUCAGAUCCGUCGAAAUGGAAAAAAUUCAUCAAUUCUAUGGUCUUUCCUUCCCUCAAAGCAGCAUAAUUGACAUGCUUUGGGUUAUAGUCCAUCUUAAUCUCGACUGGAUCGACAAUAGC
Molecule: messenger RNA, 1090 nt
Organism: Wallemia mellicola CBS 633.66
Lineage: Eukaryota; Fungi; Basidiomycota; Wallemiomycetes; Wallemiales; Wallemiaceae
Exons: 1
Coding region: 18-239 (73 amino acids)
Source: RefSeq, a predicted model, not a curated record